AUGAUGAGGAAGAGCUCCAACUCGAUGCGGCAGUUGUGGUGGGUGGCUCCGUGCGUCGCGCUCCUCCUCCUCACCCCAGCCGCCGCUGCCGCAGUAGUUGGAGAGGUCAUUAACCUCCCCCAAGGUGGAACGUACGGCUACUCCAAACUCUACGACAUCACCAACAAAAUUGUAGUUGGCAUGACAAUUUGGGACAAUGAAAACGGCAUGCCAGAAGAGAAGUUGCGAUUCAUAGACACCAAUGGCGAAUUGGUGUACAAAUUCUCCACUCACAUGGGGACCCACUCCGAUGCCCCCGAUCAUGUAUUUACCAACAUGUCGAGCUACGAUGCCAACUCCCUGAAACUCGAAACUCUUAACGGUUUGGCGUUGGUGAUGGAUGCUCCCAGGAACACGAACUUAACUGCUGAAGUUCUGGAGUCCAUGAACAUCCCUAAAGGAGUCAAUCGCUUGCUUUUCAGGACCGAGAACACUCACAGGCAUCUGAUGCAUCAAAAAGCUUUUGCCAAGGACUAUGCUGGACUCAAAACAGAUGGGGCACAAUGGUUGGUGGAUAAUACUGAUAUCAAACUUAUUGGAAUGGAUUAUCUGUCUGUUUCUGUAGAGGCAGACGCAAAGCAAGUUCAUCAGGUUUUGCUGAAAACAGGGGUUAUAAUUCCGGUGGAGGGCUUGAUACUUGAUGAUGUUGGUCCAGGAGAAUACAUGCUUCAUUGCUUGCCUUUAAGGAUCCCCGGGGCCGACGGAUCACCCUCGAGAUGCAUCCUUAUGCAGUGA
Fraxinus pennsylvanica is the source of this 774-nucleotide messenger RNA. The record is from the annotation of a GenBank genome assembly. NCBI's taxonomy places the organism in Eukaryota, Viridiplantae, Streptophyta, Magnoliopsida, Lamiales, Oleaceae.